Solanum tuberosum (potato) is the source of this 837-nucleotide messenger RNA. RefSeq lists its product as uncharacterized. NCBI's taxonomy places the organism in Eukaryota, Viridiplantae, Streptophyta, Magnoliopsida, Solanales, Solanaceae. The coding region runs from base 1 to 837 and encodes 278 amino acids. The transcript has a single exon. The record is from RefSeq and is a predicted model, not a curated record.
AUGGUAUUAGAGCUUGAUCAAUCCAAAAGUCCAAACACUAGCAAUAAGAGUAACGAUAUGAAUUCAUCAAAUCCAUAUUUUCUUCAACAUUCAGAUCAUCCCAGCCUCAUGCUUGUUCCAAUCAAGUUGAAUGGGAUCAAUUAUCCAUCCUGGAGCAAAUCAAUGAUACAUGCUCUCACAGCCAAAAACAAACUAUCGUUUAUUGAUGGAUCAAUUGAACCGCCAUCGGAAAUAGAUAAGCCAACAGAGUAUGCGUUGUGGAAUCAAUGCAAUAGUAUGAUUUUAUCAUGGCUUGCUCACUCGGUGGAACCGGAUCUAGCUAAAGGAGUCAUCCAUGCCAAGACGGCUCACCAAGUAUGGCAAGAUCUUAAAGAUCAAUUUUCUCAAAAGAAUGCACCAGCAAUAUAUCAGAUUCAAAAAUCAUUGGCUUCACUCUCACAAGGUAACAUGAACAUUUCUUCCUAUUUCACAAAACUCAAAGGUCUUUGGGAUGAGUUAGAUACAUUUCGAACAUUUCCCACUUGCAAUCAAAUUAAAGCACACACCGAUCAAAUUGAAGAAGACCGUGUAAUGCAAUUUCUAAUGGGUCUUAAUGAUAUCUAUAAUGUUGUUCGAUCUAAUAUUCUCAUGAUGUCUCCCCUACCUAAUGUACGCCAAGCAUAUUCACUUGUUAUUCAAGAAGAAACACAGAGACAAAUGACGUCGGAAUCAACAGAAAGUUUCUCUAUUGCGGCUGCAGUUCAAAGGCGUACCAAUAGUUUUUUCAAUAAAUCCAGGAUAAGCAUUGUGAGCAUUGCAAUCGAGAAGGACACACAAUUGAGAAUUGCCGCACUCUGA